GCACGUUCGAGGGGGUCAGCUGCCGCGAGAAGGGGCCCCCGGCGAUCAGUCCUCUCGCCGCUGCUUUCCGGUUGCGGUGGCACGCGAGCUCGUGAAAUCGGCUCUCGCGCGAUAUUUUCUUCCAUUGUAAUGGUCUCGUGUGUCCGAGGAGGGCGUCGCUGGUGUUAAACAGAUCAGGAGAAACGGCAACCGUUAAUUGUCCAGUGCGACCGCGAUUCCCCGUUUAUUUUUUCCGGAUAAUAUAGAUUUCCGACUCCGUAAAUAUGUGAGAAAUCGAACGGCAAGAUGGUGAAGAAGCAGAAAGUAAUAGAACAGUUCAAAGAUUUCUAAUUUCAAAAAUUAGAAAGUCGCAAGAGCGAAAAUAAAUUUCCAUUAAUUCGUUUCAUUCCAUUCAAUCUUUCGCAACAUACGAAAUUGACAGUCGCGCAAACGUCGAUUUAGAGCCGGCCCUGAUGAUCCACGAUGAUGAUCGAGCAACGCAGUCCGCGCGCGCGCGUUUUAUUCACGAAUCCACGAUAAAGAUCGAGCGAGAACGAGAGGAGUGAUAAGAGCGCGAUAACGAAUAGGAAGAGAGAAAGAAAAAGGUACUUUCGAGUGGCUAUCAGUCGUGACGUGGUACGCGGUCGAUUACCAUUCUACUGUGUGAUUACAGUGAUAAUUGCGCGUAUGUCGCGUUCGUGAAAAAAAAAAAAUAAACUAAAAACAAGGAUACGGAUACAGGUGCGCGUCGAACGUCAACGGGAACAGGUGAGAGGCCGAGCUUCUCUCGCUCCUGGACGCUUUGCGUGUUAUUUGUACACGCCAGCGUGUACUUGCUUGUAAUGUUACGGUAUCGACGUGUAAUACGUGCUGUACAGGGUGUCUCGAAAAAGCAUCUCAGCUAAACCCCGUCGUUUGUUCACGAUUAGUGACGUGGUGAUUGUGAAAUAUUAUUCCGAAUACAAUCUUUUUCGUCUAUCUGGAUAUAGAAUCGAGAAUGCCGCUGUUCAAGGCGCGGGCUACGUCGAGGUCGCCGAUAACGGAGAAAGCUGUGAACGGCGUGCAAUAUCGCAACUAUCAUCAGGUUGCCGAUGACAACAAUCAUGACGGAGGCGCGAGCAGUAACGGUACCGGUAGCCGGUCGUGCAAUAAUAACGCUCCUCUUCAGCAUGAGCAGACGAGAACCUCGUCUCGGGACUUGAAAUCGCCUUCGCUCGUCUUCCACUGCCAGCUGGCCCACGGCAGUCCCACGGGACUGAUAUCAGACUUUAGCAAUGUCCGCGAACUGUACCAGAAGAUCGCCGAGUGCUACGACUUGCCCGCGGAAGAGAUUCUCUUUUGCACACUCAACACGCACAAAGUGGACAUGACGGAGUUACUAGGUGGACAAAUCGGUGUGGGUGACUUCAUAUUCGCACAUAAAAAAGGCCGGCCUAAGGAAAUCGAGCUGGUGAAGACGGACGACGCAUUGGGCCUGACUAUCACUGAUAAUGGUGCCGGUUACGCAUUCAUAAAACGUAUAAAGGAGAGCUCCGUGAUCGACAGAAUAAAGGUGAUCGAGGUGGGCGAUCACAUCGAGAGGAUCAACUCGACCAGUCUUGUGGGCAAACGACAUUUUGAAGUGGCGAGGAUGUUGAAGGACAUACCGAAGGGCUCGACGUUCACAUUGAGGCUAGUGGAGCCGCAGAAGAACGGCUUCGGCAGCAUCGGACCGCGCGGUGAUCCCAGGAAGGGGAAGAAAGUCGGCUACGGAUCCGGCAAGGAGACUUUGAGAUUCAAGGCCGACGGUAGCACGCAGAUAAUACAACAAAUUGACGACGCGGCUGCGCUGGGCGUUGAGAAGAUCAACACUAUCUUGGAGAGCUUUAUGGGAAUCUCUGAUACGGAAUUAGCCACGCAAAUCUGGGAGCUCGCCGAGGGCAAAUGCAAUAGCAUAGACUUCGCCGAGGCGAUAGAUAAUUCCGACUUGGAGGAUUUUGGUUUCACCGACGAGUUCGUGAUCGAAUUAUGGGGCGCCGUGACGGAUGCAAGAGCGGGUCGACAUCGAUGACGCGAGGAUCGAUGACGAAACAAUUAGCGGCGCGGAUAAGGAAAAUAAAUGGCUGAGAGCUUCGUUGAAACGAAAUUUUGGACGAAAUUAUUCGUAAACGAGUGCUCUUCUACGUGACAAGUGACAUUCAUUUAUCCUCGUCUGUUACCAUGAUUCUGGAAACCUAAUGUUUAACGCUAGUCGUGGUUCUCGAGAUCUCCGUGCUUAUUCAAAAUUUUGAUUUGGUUUGCGAAUGUGUGUGUAUCAAUACGAGAAAAUCGAGCAUCCGACAGCGAAGAUGCAGGCCGAAAUCUGCAAUAUUCCAUAUCAUAUUGUACAUUGUGUCAUACGACAAGCGCAGAGUCAAAUUUGAAGAAAAGUAUAGAUGCAAACAUUUUUUGCAGAUUGUGCGUUAUAAAAAAUUGAGAAUAGCUUUUGAUGCAAUGACAUUAAAAAAGAAUUUUCAUCUAUUAAAGUUGUAUUAAAGAUUUUAUUAUUUGAUGUCAAAUUUACUUUUUUUUUUCUUUUAGAAGGGAGAAUUUCCGCGAUUGAUUCUCUUCGAAAGCUUGUUUAAUCUCUUUGUUCAUGUCUUUAAUUAAAUUAUUACAAAAUUUUAUAUCUGAUAAGAUAGCUUCACAUAAUUCGAAAGUGCAAUCACGAUAAGUCUUGUCAUAAUAUUGUUAAUGCUCAUCUGAUCAUCUGAGAAGAGAUGAAAUAACAAAAUUUUAUCAAGUUUGUCAUAUAAUUUUCCGAAUUACGCAAUUAUAAUGUUAUAAUAAGAAUAUACUACGAGAAAAAGUUUAUUGACAUGGGAAAUUUUAUACCGUCGCAGCAUAAAUUUCAAAAUAAGAUCAGUUAUUAUGUGGACAGCAAAAGAAUUUGUUAAGAAUUCUAAUUUGAGUUUGCUGAAAAUAAUUCUGCUAAAUCUGUCAAUUAUUUUAUUAUAAUAGAAAAUUGAUUCUUAUCUCGCCAUCAAAGCAAUAACAAUUUCGCUGUAAUAUUAAAAUGCAUUUGGUAGCAAUAGAUUAUUUUGCUUUAGCAGAGCAAAUUCGUGUUCCUAUGAAACAAAUUUACUCAAUGAGAUUUUUCUGUUUUACAAAUAGAACGAAUUAUGUUGUAAUAUCGAAUAAUAGAUUACGGGUAGCAAAAUCACUUUUACAUAUUAGAAUAUGCAGUAACAAUUACGAUUUUACUGUCGCAGCUAAAAUCUCUUCACUACUUAUUUGAGUCGAUAUCGACCUACGUAAAAACGCAAAAAAACAAUCUAAUAUUUGCAACGAUUAGUAUUAAUUAUUCAAAUUAUAGCGUACACAUAUUGACGUAGCAUUAAAAUAAAUCACGCGUUAUCAUGUUAGUAUCAAAUUAGAUAUUUAUUCUAACAUGAGCCAAAUUAAUAUUCAUUAAUAUCGAGUAAGAUGAAAGAUAUUAUACACAAUGUUAAGAAUGAAUUAAUAUAUUUUGAUACAUAAGAGCGAACAAGUUUAUGAUGUGAAUGUAUAAGUGUGCAAAAAAUUAUUAUUUAGCAUAAUAAAGUCUUUAUAGUAAAUGCAUAAUUUUUACAUGAUCCAUAUAUCGGUUAAUCGUAAUGCAGACAAUGAAAACAAGAUAAGAGAGAGAAGAGAGAGAAUAUCGAUUUAUAGACUGUAAUAUUGUCAUCACCAAUUGAUGACUGGCAUAUCCCUUAUCUGACAGAGAUAACAAGUGAAAAAAUGAAAAAUCAGUAUUAUAUUAAAACAUGUAUUAUUUGUAAAUAUAUUAUAUACUACGCAAGUCACGCAGGAGUGAAACAGCAUAUUGUUCGGUCUUAAAAUGUUUAAAUUGUAAAUCAAUUCUUCCUUUUCACAAAACUCAAAUGCUCUUAUAACACAUGAAAUACAGCAAAUUAAUUAAUUUUAAAUUCCUGAUUCAGAUCCGGUUUCACAAGAUUAUGGAAACUGAUGACGUUCUCUCGUUAUGAAACGGCAUAAACAUGUUUUUGUUGAUAGAGUUGUAUUUUUUACGAUACGUAAACGCGCCUUGAAAAAUUUUAGAGAAUAUCAAAACCUAUAGUGAAAAAUAAUUAUAUUAUUAACUGUUAAUAUUAUUAAUAUAUGUUGCAUGUUAAUAUGUAUUAACAUCGCGAUAGUAACAUAAGGCAAUAUCAAUAUUAGUUAUACUUUAAAUCUCAAAAUUUUUAAAUUCUCUUUAAACUAAUAUUUUCCAUGUUUCAUAUGGUUUGACACAUUUAUUUCUCUCUAAUCAUGCAAUUUUUGAUAAGUUUGGAUUGGAACGUCAAUACACACAUAUUCCGAUCAUAUGUUUAGUCCAGUCUUAUAGUAUUGAUGCGCAUGCGUGAAAAAGCCAACUUGGCUUGGCCUGUUCCGAGUUCCGAGUUCCAAUAAGUUCCAAGUUCCCUUUUCCGUUCCGAUCUGUCAGUCAGCAUCUGCGCCUUCGUGCGUAAGCACUUUAAUAUAGAGUUAGUUUUAGCCGGCGUAAUUAACGAAAUUGUCACGAAGAACGAUACAUAUUUUAAAACAAAAUCGUACACCAAAAUUGAAUCUACUUUACGACGAUAAAAAUAGAAA
Formica exsecta is the source of this 4572-nucleotide messenger RNA. RefSeq names its product PDZ domain-containing protein GIPC3 (gene kermit). Lineage: Eukaryota; Metazoa; Arthropoda; Insecta; Hymenoptera; Formicidae. Gene Ontology annotation, molecular function: protein binding. The transcript is spliced from 7 exons. The record is from RefSeq and is a predicted model, not a curated record. The coding region runs from base 977 to 2029 and encodes 350 amino acids.